CGAUCGGCACCGGGAACAACGGGACCGGUACUGGUGCUGCAUGGGACCCGCUUGGAACCGGCACCGACAGCAGCAGGAGACCGGCACUGCACAGGACCCGCUCGGCAGUGCCACCAGCACUGAUCGGGCACUGCAAUGGCACUGGCACUGCAUGGAACCCGCUCGGUAGUGCCACCAGCACUGCACGGGCACUGCAAUGGCACUGGCACCGCAUGGGACUCACUUGGCAGUGCCACCAGCACUGCACGGGCACUGCAAUGGCACUGGCACAGCAUGGGACUCGCUUGGCAGUGCCACCAGCACUGCACAGGCACUGCAAUGGCACUGGCACUGCACAGGACCCGCUCGGCAGUGCCACCAGCACUGCACGGGCACUGCAAUGGCACUGGCACCGCAUGGGACUCACUCGGCAGUGCCACCAGCACUGCACGGGCACUGCAAUGGCACUGGCACCGCAUGGGACUCACUCGGCAGUGCCACCAGCACUGCACGGGCACUGCAAUGGCACUGGCACCGCAUGGGACUCGCUCGGCUCCAGCACCGGCACUGCACGGGCACGGGCACCAGGCGGCACCAGCUCCGCACUGCAACGGGCGCUGGCAUCGUGCGGGCACCGGCCUGGGCUCAGAGCAUCCAUGCACAACACGUGUGACCCCCCCCGUCGCACGGAGCCGCAGACGGAGCACACGGGACAGCUCCGCACCACGGACCAUGGAUGCUGCACAUGGGAUGCAGCUCACACACCACACACACAUGGUCCCCUCCCCGGGGCCCGCAGGCUCCCCGGGCCGCGCUGGGGCUGAGGCCGCUCGCACUCGUCACACGCGACCAUCCAUCCACCCUGACACCAUGUACACUGCAAUCCCCACAAGCGGUUCCCCUUUCGGUCCGGCCGCCUCCCUGCCGGGGCUGCACGUGUGGCGGGUGGAGAAGCUGCGGCCGGUGGAGGUCCCGGAGCGGAGCUGGGGCCGGUUCUUCUCGGGGGACGCGUACCUGGUGCUGCACAACGGCCCCGAGGAGCGGGCGCACCUGCACCUCUGGCUGGGCCGGGACUCCUCGCAGGAUGAGCAGGGAGCCUGUGCCCUCCUGUCCACGCAGCUGAACGCGCUGCUGGGUGAGCGCCCGGUCACCCACCGCGAGGUGCAGGGCAACGAGUCCGACCUCUUCAUGCAGUACUUCCCGCACGGCAUCACCUACCAGGAUGGUGGUGUGGCCUCCGCGUUCAGGACCCCGCAGCCCAGCACCAGCCCCAGGCACCGGCUCUACCAGGUGAAGGGCAGGAGGAACAUCCGGGCGAGCGAGAGGGACGUGUCCUGGAGCAGCUUCAACACCGGAGACUGCUUCAUCCUUGACCUGGGCGAGACGCUGCUGGUCUGGUGCGGCUCCGGGUGCAAUGUGCUGGAGCGCAGCCGGGCGCAGGAGCUGGCUGCAGCCAUCCGGGACGGUGAGCGGCGCGGCAGAGCGCGCCUGGAGAUCGUGGCUGAUGGUGAGGAGCCACCGGAGAUGCUCCAGGUGCUGGGCCCCAAACCCACCUUGCCAGAGGGCAGCCCCGAGGAGGAUGCUGUGGCCGACCAGAGCAAUGCGCGGGCAGCGGUUCUCUACAAGGUGUCAGAUGCCACCGGGCGCAUGGACCUGACCCAGGUGUCUGCGAGCAGCCCCUUCAGCCAGAGCCUGCUCUGCUCCGAUGACUGCUUCGUGCUGGACCAUGGGGCCGGAGGGAAGGUCUAUGUCUGGAAAGGGAGCAAGGCCAACGAGCAGGAGCGCCAGGCAGCCCUGCGGGUGGCUGAGGAGGUGAUCGCCCGCAUGGGGCACUCGCCCCGCACACAGGUGGAGAUCCUGCCCCAGGGCCGCGAGACGCUGCUCUUCAAGCAGUUCUUCACUGCCUGGAAGUGAGGAGCUCAUGGGGUCAGUGCCCAGCCUGCAGCCUCACAGCACUGGUACCCGUGUGCCAGCUCCAUGCCCCUGCCUGCGCCCUGCCCUGUGACCCUGCUGUCCCCCCCUCCAUCCCUCUGCCAGCCCCAGCUCCAUCCCUCUGCCAGCC
This is a messenger RNA of Melopsittacus undulatus (budgerigar), 2041 nucleotides long. It is a transcript of the gene CAPG, whose product is annotated as capping actin protein, gelsolin like. Gene Ontology annotation, biological process: cell projection assembly; barbed-end actin filament capping; central nervous system development. Gene Ontology annotation, cellular component: actin cytoskeleton; cytoplasm. The record is from RefSeq and is a predicted model, not a curated record. Lineage: Eukaryota; Metazoa; Chordata; Aves; Psittaciformes; Psittaculidae. Gene Ontology annotation, molecular function: actin filament binding; phosphatidylinositol-4,5-bisphosphate binding. The coding region runs from base 136 to 1893 and encodes 585 amino acids. The transcript is spliced from 10 exons.